AUGUUGUGGUUACUUCCGGAUGCAAGAGAUGGGUUGCCGGCUCUGACUGAGAGAGUUUGUUCCGAGUCCGGGUUUCUAGACCUCCAUCUUAAUAGUUUUACGACUGUUAGAGUGAAGAAAUUCUUGAUUCCAAAGUUUAAGAUUUCAUCCGGGUUUGAAGCUUCGGGUGUUCUGAAGAAAAUAGGGCUGGGGGAUGGUUGUGAUUUUAUAGCGAUAUUUCACGAAUCUGUAAUAGACGUUGAUGAAAAUGGCACAACAGCUGCAGCUGCAGCUGCUACUUGUGCUCAAAUAUGGCUUAGCGAUGGUAACUUCUCCAAACCUAAAGAGAUAGAAGAAUUUGUGGCUGACCACCCCUUCAUGUUUCUCAUAACAGAAAACAGAACCAGAACGGUGCUGUUCAUGGGGCAGGUGUUCAAUCCUCUUGCAGGCUGA
This is a messenger RNA of Rosa rugosa (rugosa rose), 432 nucleotides long. RefSeq names its product serpin-Z1-like. Bases 1 to 432 code for a protein of 143 amino acids. Gene Ontology annotation, molecular function: serine-type endopeptidase inhibitor activity. The transcript has a single exon. The record is from RefSeq and is a predicted model, not a curated record. NCBI's taxonomy places the organism in Eukaryota, Viridiplantae, Streptophyta, Magnoliopsida, Rosales, Rosaceae.